GCCGAGUGGAAUAUCAUGUGUCGGGAGUGCUGUGAAUACGAUCAGAUUGAGUGCGUCUGCCCCGGAAAGAAGGAAGUAGUGGGCUACACCAUCCCUUGCUGCAGGAACGAGGAGAAUGAGUGUGACUCCUGCCUCAUUCACCCAGGUUGUACCAUCUUUGAAAACUGCAAGACCUGCCGAAAUGGCUCGUGGGGGGGCACGCUGGAUGACUUCUACGUGAAGGGGGUCUACUGCGCAGAGUGCCGCGCGGGCUGGUACGGAGGAGACUGCAUGCGAUGUGGCCAGGUUCUGCGAGCCUCCAAGGGUCAGAUUUUGUUGGAGAGCUACCCUCUAAAUGCUCAUUGCGAAUGGACCAUUCAUGCCAAGCCUGGGUUCAUCAUCCAGCUAAGGUUCGUCAUGCUGAGCCUGGAGUUCGACUACAUGUGCCAGUAUGACUAUGUGGAGAUCCGUGAUGGGGACAGUAGCAGCGACCAGAUCAUCAAGCGCUUCUGCGGCAAUGAGCGGCCAGCUCCCAUCCGGAGCACAGACUCUUCACUCCAUAUCCUCUUCCAUUCAGAUGGCUCCAAGAAUUUCGAUGGCUUCCAUGCCAUCUUUGAGGAGAUCACAGCGUGUUCCUCUUCUCCCUGUUUCCAUGAUGGCACUUGCCUCCUUGACAAAACUGGAUCUUACAAAUGCGCCUGCCUGGCAGGCUACACCGGGCAGCGCUGUGAAAACUUGUACCAAUCAGGGGAGAGAAAGAUAAAAGCAUCUCAGGUCACGAUCUCAGUCCUUGAAGAAAGUAACUGCUCAGACCCUGGGGGCCCAGUCAAUGGGUACAAGAAAGUAACAGGAGGCCCGGGGCUUAUCAAUGGGCGCUAUGCAAAAAUUGGCACCAUCGUGUCCUUCUUCUGUAAUAACUCAUACGUUCUUAGUGGCAAUGAGAAGAGAACUUGCCAGCAGAAUGGAGAGUGGUCGGGGAAACAGCCCAUCUGCCUAAAAGCCUGCCGAGAACCAAAGAUCUCAGACUUGGUGAGACGCAGAGUUCUUCCCAUGCAGUUUCAGUCAAGGGAGACGCCAUUACACCAGCUCUACUCAGCCUCCUUGAGCAAGCAAAAGCUGCAGGGUGCCCCCACCAAGAAGCCAGCCCUUCCCUUUGGAGACCUGCCCCCCGGGUUCCAGCAUCUGCACACCCAGCUCCAGUAUGAGUGCAUCUCGCCUUUCUACCGCCGCCUGGGCAGCAGCCGCAGGACGUGCCUGCGGACCGGGAAGUGGAGUGGGCGAGCCCCGUCCUGCGUCCCCAUCUGCGGGAAAACUGAGAACAUCACUGGUCCGAAGAGCCAGGGGCUGCGCUGGCCGUGGCAGGCGGCCAUCUACAGGAGGGCCAGCGGGGUGCAUGGUGGCAGCCCGCACAAGGACACGUGGUUCCUGGUCUGCAGCGGCGCCCUGGUGAAUGAGCGCACCGCGGUGGUGGCUGCCCACUGCGUAACUGACCUGGGGAGGGUCACCAUGAUCAAGACAGCAGACCUCAAAGUUGUCCUGGGGAAAUUCUACCGGGAUGAUGACCGAGAUGAGAAGACCAUCCAGAGCUUGCGGAUUUCUGCAGUCAUUCUGCAUCCCAACUACGACCCCAUCCUGCUGGACACAGACAUCGCCAUCCUGAAGCUCCUGGACAAGGCUCGCAUCAGCACCCGCAUCCAGCCCAUCUGCCUCGCAGCCCCGCGGGACCUGAGCGCCUCCUUCCAGGAGUCCCGCAUCACUGUGGCCGGCUGGAACGUGCUGGCAGACGCGAGAAGCCCUGGCUUCAAGAACGACACGCUGCGCUCGGGGGCGGUCAGGGUGGUGGACUCGCUGCUGUGUGAGGAGCAGCACGAAGAGCACGGCAUCCCUGUGAGUGUCACAGACAACAUGUUCUGUGCCAACCGGGACCCCGCUGCCCCCUCUGAUAUCUGCCCGGCAGAGACGGGAGGCAUCGCUGCCGUGUCGUUCCCGGGACGGGCGUCCCCCGAGCCACGCUGGCAUCUGGUGGGGCUGGUCAGCUGGAGCUAUGACAAGACCUGCAGCCACAGCCUCUCCACGGCCUUCAGCAAGGUCCUGCCUUUUAAAGACUGGAUCGAGAGGAACAUGAAGUGAGCCUCAGGCCCGUUGAGAUGCUGUUUGGGCGCC
Neomonachus schauinslandi (Hawaiian monk seal) is the source of this 2142-nucleotide messenger RNA. It is a transcript of the gene PAMR1, whose product is annotated as peptidase domain containing associated with muscle regeneration 1. The coding region runs from base 16 to 2109 and encodes 697 amino acids. NCBI's taxonomy places the organism in Eukaryota, Metazoa, Chordata, Mammalia, Carnivora, Phocidae. The record is from RefSeq and is a predicted model, not a curated record. Gene Ontology annotation, molecular function: calcium ion binding; serine-type endopeptidase activity. The transcript has 13 exons. Gene Ontology annotation, biological process: proteolysis.